AGUGCCCAGUUCUCAUCUGCUGAAGCUAGCUAGUAAACUAGAGCUCACAAGAAUGCAGAAGCCAAGCGUGGACGAGCAGCCUCUGCUCGGACCCGUGGAGAGGAGCGAGCAUGUGGCGGCGUUGGAGGAGGCGAAGCGACUGCUGCGGCUGGCCGGGCCUCUGGCAGCGGGCGGCAUCCUCCGGUCCGCGCUCCAGCUGGUGUCCGUGAUGUUCGUGGGCCACCUUGGUGAGCUUCCCCUCGCCGGAGCCUCGCUCGCCACCUCCCUCGCGAACGUCACCGGCUUCAGCUUGCUGGUGGGCAUGUCGAGCGCCCUGGACACGCUGUGCGGACAGGCGUUCGGCGCACGGCAGUACCACCUCCUCGGCCUCUACAAGCAACGGGCGAUGGUAGUGCUGGCGCUCGCCUGCGUCCUCAUCGCCCUCGUCUGGUCCAACACCACCCGGAUCCUCCUGCUCCUCGGCCAGGACCCGGCCAUCGCUGCAGAGGCCGGCUCCUACGCGCGGUGGCUCCUCCCGGCCCUCGUCCCGUACGUCCCUCUUGUGUGCCACAUCCGGUUCUUGCAGACGCAGAGCAUCGUCGUGCCGGUCAUGGUCAGCUCCGCCGUCACGGCACUGAACCACAUCCUCAUCUGCUGGGCGCUGGUGCACAAGUUGGGCAUGGGGAGCAAAGGCGCGGCGCUGGCCAGCACCGUCUCCUACUCCACGAACCUGGCCAUACUGUGCCUGUACACGAGGCUCUCCAGCGCCUGCAAGAGGACGUGGACUGGGUUCUCCAUGGAGGCCUUCAAGGAGCUGCGCCAGUUCGCCGAGCUCGCCGUGCCGUCCGCCAUGAUGGUUUGCUUGGAAUGGUGGUCGUUUGAACUGCUUGUGCUGCUGUCUGGUCUUCUGCCUAAUCCUAAGCUCGAAACCUCGGUAUUGUCGAUAUGUCUUAAUACGGGCGCUCUUAUGUUCACGGUGCCAUCCGGUCUCUGCGCAGCCAUAAGCACACGCGUUUCCAACGAACUUGGUGCUGGUAGGCCUCAGGUAGCGAGGCUGGCAACUAGAGUGGUCAUAUGCAUGGCCAUGUUUGCAGGCUCAGUAAUCUCCAUCACAAUGAUUUUGCUACGCAAAUCUUGGGGUUACAUGUACAGCAACGAGGAGGAAGUCGUUACAUACAUUGCCAGGAUGAUACCUGUCCUCGGGGUAUCUUUCUUCAUUGACGGAAUCCACACUUCUCUUUCAGGUGUGCUAUAUGGAUGUGGUGAGCAGAAGAUUGGUGCACGGGUUAAUCUCGCCGCGUUCUACUUGGCAGGCAUCCCCUUGGCUGUGUUGCUUGCAUUCAUCCUGCAUUUGAAUGGAAUGGGGCUUUGGCUUGGCAUCGUUUGCGGCAGCCUCACUAAGCUUGUGUUGCUUGUGUGGAUCGUACAUUCCAUAAACUGGGAGAAUGAGUCAAUUAAAGCAAAAGACAUGGUGCUAGAAACUUCUCUCCCGGUUGCAUGAAGAACCUUUCGGCGGACCGGAAACUGAUUAGUAUUGUUAUAUUUGUAUCUAGGCCAUUCUCCCAUUUUG
Triticum urartu is the source of this 1549-nucleotide messenger RNA. RefSeq names its product protein DETOXIFICATION 16. Gene Ontology annotation, biological process: xenobiotic detoxification by transmembrane export across the plasma membrane. Gene Ontology annotation, molecular function: antiporter activity; xenobiotic transmembrane transporter activity. The record is from RefSeq and is a predicted model, not a curated record. Gene Ontology annotation, cellular component: membrane. NCBI's taxonomy places the organism in Eukaryota, Viridiplantae, Streptophyta, Magnoliopsida, Poales, Poaceae.